GUCGGUUGUCGAGGUCUCCCCAUACGGUCCCAGUCACCACAAAUUCAAGCAGCUAUGUCGUUCGCAGGAAGACGCAGGGGAAAUAAGGCCAAAAAGGGUGUCCAGUUCACCUUGAUGGUCGUCGGUGCUUCUGGUACAGGUCGCACCACCUUUGUGAAUACCCUCUGCGAGUCCGAAGUUCUUCAUCACAAGGUAGCGGACAAUGCAACUACCGCACACAUUGAAGAAGGGAUUCGAAUCAAGCCCGUCCCUGUCGAAUUGGAGGAGGAAGGCGUUCGAAUUGCUUUGACUGUCGUAGACACCCCCGGCUUUGGCGAUAAUAUCGACAACGAAUUCGCCUUUCAGGAGAUUGUUGGGUACAUCGAGCGCCAAUACGACGAUCUUCUUGCAGAGGAGUCCCGCAUCAAGCGUAAUCCCCGUUUCAAGGACAACCGCAUCCACGCCCUUCUCUAUUUCAUCCCUCCCACCGGCCACUCUCUUCGUGAGAUGGACAUUGAGUUGAUGCGUCGUCUGUCUCCCCGCGUCAACGUCAUUCCUGUUAUUGGCAAGGCGGAUUCGCUUACUCCUAGCGAGCUCAAGGGCUUCAAGAAGAGGAUUAUGGAAGACAUCGAGUACUACGAUAUUCCCAUCUACAACUUCCCUUACGACGUGGAAGAAGACGACGAGGAGACCAUCCAGGACAACAGCGAGCUCCGAUCCAUGCUUCCUUUCGCCAUUGUUGGUUCGGAGGAGGAGAUUGAGAUUGACGGACAGCCUGUUCGGGCUCGCAUUUACCCAUGGGGCAUUGUCGAAGUUGACAACCCCAAGCACUCGGACUUCAGCCGACUUCGUUCCGCCCUUCUGAACUCUCACCUUGCGGACCUCAAGUCCUUGACCCACGAUGUUCUCUACGAAACAUACCGUACUGAGAAGCUCUCGAGAACUGUCAAUGCGGACUCGGCGGACAGCUCCUUGCUCCCCGAGGAACUCGCUUCUCAAAGCGUUCGCCUCAAAGAAGAACAACUCCGCCGGGAAGAAGAAAAGCUUCGGGAAAUCGAACUCAAAGUGCAAAGGGAGAUCAACGAAAAGCGACAAGAGCUGUUGGCCAAAGAAGAAUCUCUCAGGAAUUUGGAGAGCCGUCUCGCUGCUCAGGCCUCUCAAGGCGAAUUCCGAGAUUGAAGAACGACUUCGCCCUGUUAGCCUUUCCGACCCUACUAUAUAUACCCUUGUCUUCUGUGUUCUGGGACCUUUUUCACUACCUGACAUUCUAGCAUUCCGGUUACAGGAACCGUCACUCGUUUGUUUUUCGCGUUGACUCUGUUAGUUUCUCGAUAAUUGCCACUUUCCUUGCGUUAUACCGUUCCUUGAUUCUUAAUAGUCUUUCAUGUUAAUUAAACAGCACUGGAAAUGCUUGGUGAUUGGAUAUACCAAGCUUUUCCCCAGUACACCCUAUCUCU
Coprinopsis cinerea okayama7#130 is the source of this 1436-nucleotide messenger RNA. RefSeq names its product septin. Gene Ontology annotation, biological process: cytoskeleton-dependent cytokinesis. Gene Ontology annotation, cellular component: septin ring; cell division site; microtubule cytoskeleton. Lineage: Eukaryota; Fungi; Basidiomycota; Agaricomycetes; Agaricales; Psathyrellaceae. Gene Ontology annotation, molecular function: GTP binding; GTPase activity; molecular adaptor activity. The record is from RefSeq and is a predicted model, not a curated record. The transcript has 11 exons. The coding region runs from base 55 to 1158 and encodes 367 amino acids.